This is a messenger RNA of Pistacia vera, 507 nucleotides long. RefSeq names its product zinc finger BED domain-containing protein DAYSLEEPER-like. The record is from RefSeq and is a predicted model, not a curated record. The transcript has a single exon. NCBI's taxonomy places the organism in Eukaryota, Viridiplantae, Streptophyta, Magnoliopsida, Sapindales, Anacardiaceae. Bases 1 to 507 code for a protein of 168 amino acids.
AUGUUCAGAAAAAGGCUUAACGAAAGGCGAGUUAGUGGUGGACAACAAUUUUUCCAGCCAAGUUCAAGUUGUGGUGACUCACAACCCCCUGUUCUUUGGGAUGACAAAUUUGAUAUGGCAAGGAUGAGGGAAAGAGCUGCGCAGUGGGUCAUGAUGCAUGACCAUCCUUUUACCAUUGUGGAGGAAGAAGGUUUCAAUCUAAUGCAAAAAACUAGGAUGCCUGAGUGGGAAAAAAUAAUGCGCAUAACAAAUAAAAAAGAUUGUGUGUCUGUGUUUGAGAUUGAGAAGAAGAAGUUAAUGAAUGUUUUGAAGAAUGUCAACAAGAUAAGCUUGAUGAUAGAUUUAUGGAAGUCAAGUAACCAGAAUAUAGAAUAUAUGGUUAUAACUGGACAUUUUAUUGAUGGUAAUUGGAGGUUGCAGAAAAUGGUAUUGAGCUUUGUACAUAUUGAUCCUCCUCACACGGGUGUUCAAGUUGUUGAUUCGGUGUACAAAUGUUUAAAGGAAUGA